This is a messenger RNA of Tetranychus urticae (two-spotted spider mite), 2996 nucleotides long. It is a transcript of the gene ecd, whose product is annotated as ecdysoneless cell cycle regulator. NCBI's taxonomy places the organism in Eukaryota, Metazoa, Arthropoda, Arachnida, Trombidiformes, Tetranychidae. Gene Ontology annotation, cellular component: nucleus. The record is from RefSeq and is a predicted model, not a curated record.
CAAAUAGUCAUAUGGAUUUUCAGUGUCUUGUUUAGUCUUUUCUCAACCAUUUCUGUACAGCGAUAUGGAGUUGCAAUUUAUUUUUUGUUCAUUUUCUUAAUCACGUUCGCUAUCAACUUUGUUAUUUCCAUCAUAUAAUAAUCACCACCAUAAAUCCUGCAUUUUCACCACUGCAAAAACCUUACAAUCUUACGACUCAUUUCUUACGGUUUUUUUCCCUUUCAUCGUUAAUCUAUUUUAUUACAAAUUACCAUCAGCGAUAACUUUUUCUCUCUAUCGAUGGCUACAAAUAAUCAAGUUAUUCUGAAAGAAAAUACCGUCCAUUAUCGUCUUUAUCCCGAUUUAAGUUUACUCAGUGAUAAAUCGACUCAUGGUGAUCAUCUCAAAGACUAUACUUUAGAUUGUUUCAAUAAAUUGAGUGAUUUCCUCAAGGAUUAUAUUUGGCAUUUUGAAGAAUUUAAUUUACAUUCGACUAAUACCUCGUCUAAUCAAGUUGCAUAUGUCGAAGGGACUACAUGUUUUGAGGAUAAUGUUGAAGAUGAGUGGUUUAUCGUAUAUUUGCUAAUAAAACUAACUCAAUUGGACUCUCGUCUUGUUGUUAGUGUUGAAGACUCGGAUGGACAAUUUUUACUGAUUGAAGCUGCUGACUACUUACCAGGCUGGGCUGAUCCAGAAACUACUGAAAAUCGAGUAUUCAUUUUUAACGGUGAAGUGCACUUAAUCCCACCCAGCAUAGUUCCCUUUCCCAAAGACAGCGAUGAUUAUUCACCAAUACAAAUAACCCAAGCGCUCUCCAUUAUUCGAGAUGAGACCAAAAAGACUAAAUGCAGUGAAAAAAUUCAAUACUCUAUUCGCAAACGAAUAAGCAUAUUUCCAGAACAGAUAAAUGGCCAGAAACAUCAUGCUCAUUGUUUUAUUCCAGCAGGUGUAGCUGCACUUCUCAAUCAUCAACCAAAUUUAAUAACAUGGGCUAUAAGAGCAUUUUAUCAUCGUGAUGCAAUCGAUCUAAAAGCUUGUAGAUCAAUGAAAUAUUUUCCUCCGGAAAAUCGGGUCAAACGAAAUGUCACUUUCACCAAAUGUCUAUAUGCUCAAGCAAUCAGUCAAAAAUUUCAACCCGAUCCAAAAGUAGGAUGGAAUCUACCUCCCAAGGAUUCACCGUUAUUCAAAUCUUAUGAUUUAGGUGUGAAAAUUGCCUGUGGUUUUGAGAUUCUAGCAAAUCGAGGUACAACAUUUAAUGCUGGAGACAAAACAUCAACCAAUGUUACUUAUGAAAAUUGCAAUGAGAAACGUUGGCUUACCAUGGUAAAAAGUUUGGAAGAUAAAGGUUACUUUAAAGGGAAUUUACAAGGCUCUAAAAAGUACAGAGACUUACUUUAUAAAGCUUAUGACUUUUAUCGUUCAUCAAUGGACUUUUCUCAGGAUUCAAUGACCACUGAAGAAGAAAUUGGGCAAAAAAUUCUCAAGCUACUAAAUACGGUAUCAGUUGAUCUCGAUCGCUUGAAACGAGAAGAAAAUUGCUUGGAUAAGGAAGAUAGUGAUGAAUGGAUGAAUCUUGACCAAGCAAAGUUGGAUGAUAUUCUAAUCAAACAAUUUUCUAAUGGUAAAGAUCUUAAUGAAAAUCUUGCUACAGCUAUUCCUGAAGUUUUCAAAUCAUUUAUCAACUACGACGAUUCGGGAAUCGAAGGUGCUGAAGUUCCCAGUUCACGCGAAGAUUUAAAAUGGAAAUCCAAUGGAGAUUCCAAAAAGAAUGGUAAACCAGUUGAAUUUGAUGAAGACAAGUUUGUUGAUGCUCUUAAAAACAUUCUCUCAUUUAAAUUGCCUUCAACCGAAUCAAGCUCAUCAUCAUCUGGCAUGUCAGAUUAUGAGAUGGAAAGUGCACCCGAUGAAGAUGAUAGUUUUGAGAGCGAUGAAGAUGAAAAGGGUGUUAUGCGUAUACAUCAUAGUGAAAUUACACCAACAAAGCGUCUGGGUAAAACUAAAAAGCUGACCAAAAGAAAGAAGGAUAAAAAUAACUCUGAACCGGUGGAUUAUGCGAAGGAAGUCAAACAUUACAUGGAAGCUAUGGACAGAGAAUUGGAUGAAACUGAAGUUGGUAAAAGCUUUGAAAGAAAACCGUUGAACGCAACCAAAGUUGCCCCUCCUUUGGCAAGCUGCGAUGAAGAUAUAGACCUGGACGGUGAAAGUGAUAUUGAUAAUGUUAAAAGUGAUAAUAAAGAUGCAACCCUUCCGCCCGUUGAUCCAGAAUUAACUGCCUUAAAAAACAUAUUGGAAUCUUUUGAUAGUCAAAAUGGUUUGCCUGGACCAGGAUCCAAUUUACUCUCUCUUAUGGGUGUUCAUCUUCCUCGAGAUGCAUCAUCUUCAAACCCAUAAUUAGACAACCACUGCAACUACAUAUUAAAUAAACCUUAUGGUUUAUAUUUUUCAUUUUCAACUCAAAGGUUAUUUAAAAUCCACUGAUACAAAUAAAUAAACAACUCUUGCUCCAUAUUGUUUAUCUUCAUCAUCAUCUCUCCAUUAUCAUCCUUUUUUGCUAUAAAUUAUUUUUCAAAGCAAAUCUAAACGAAAAGGAAAAAGUGAAAAUUUCAUCUAAAAAAAGAAACUCACCAGAUAUGAAAACAAAUCUCAUUCCCCAUCUAACCUACAUUUACCAUCUUAAUGAUUCGAGUUACCUUGACAAUGUUUUUUUUCUUUCUCUUUCUCUCAAUUUAACCCCAAUUCUGUUAAUGUUAUCUCUCCAUUAUUUCUCUCUAAAAGAGUUACAAUCAACAAAUUGUAACAGUUCUCAAAAUUUAAUUAUCUCUUGUAAUUAAAUGGUUUAUUAAUGAUCUAUGAUCAGAAUAGAUAUCAAGGCAUAGAAAUGAAAACUUGAUUUCCAAUUUUACCUACAUUCAUUUAGCCGAGUUUAUUUGUUUAUUCACUUUCUGAUGGAAUGAAAACAAUCAAAAAAUGUUGAUUCCUAUUUAAAAUUUUGAUUAAUAAACUCCUGACUGACUUUA